CUCCCCUCGGCCGCGCUGCUCGAAGCUCAGUGAGGUCCGGUCAGUCCGACUCUUCUCCUUCCUCGGAAUCGGGACCGUAUGGACCAGAACACCGCGCUGCCAGGCCGCAACCAUCCCCGGACUGUCCAUGGGCGGCACAUGGGCUCCAGGUGAGAGGAACCGGGCUCACAGAGCCAGGAAAGGCCGGGGACGGGGGGAGUGACUAGGCCGCUGUUACCAGGGAGAGUCCCCGCUGCUCCUCCUCGAUCUCUGCCUGCAGCUCGCUGAGGGCCUGAGCCAGGGGCAGAGAGCGGGGCCGGGGAUGAGAGCGGGGUCACAGAGGCAGAGACCCGGGGUUAAGCAGGGUGGGGGGCAGAGAGCAGGGCCUGGAGGGAGAGGGCAGAGAGAGCAGGGCAAGGGGGCAGAGAGCAGGGCCUUGGGGGGGAGGGCAGAGAGCAGGGCCUGGGGAGAGCAGGGCCUUGGGGUGGGGGAGGGAAGGCAGGUUUAAUCUGCAGGAAGAAGGGCAGGCUAUGUCUAGUUUGCUGGAAGAGCAGGCUGUGCUGGUUCUGCAGGAGAAUAUCUAUUGGGCCAGGUGGACUGCUUCAUGUUCUCCGGCUAAAACCAGGCCCUUUUUGGAAGACAUUAGUAUUAAUAUUACAUCUGCAAGUUAGUGUCAUUGAAAACUAGAAAAUAAAUGCCUCCCACUCUAUAUGGACAUAUAUAAUACUGUAGCUUAUGUGGCAGUGAUAGCUAAAUAUUGGCACUAGUGCUUUUGUAGGUUCUACACAUGUUGCUGCUAGCAGGGCACCAUGCUAAGUUACCAAACAUCAGCUGAAGUACCAAUGUUUACUCUGUCUUGGGCAAACGUGAGUGUGUUGCAUAGUGUUACUCGGCAUGCAAAGAAGGCAACCUUGGCUUGUGGGUUGCAGGUCUGCAAAAGGGCGGGCAAGGUGUGCUGGGUCUUCAGGUGGAAGGGUAGGCUAUGUCUGGUAUGCAGGAAGGACAGGCUAUUUCUGCUUUGUAGGAAGUACAGACUAUGCAGGGUCUGCAGGAGGUAGGACAGGCUGUAUAGGGUCUUCAGUUGGGAGGGCAGGCUAUGUCUAGUUUGUAGGAAGGGCAGGCUGUGCCGGGUUCUCAGUUGGGAGGGCAGGCUAUGCCUAGUUUGUAGAAAGGACAGGCUGAGCCGAGUCUUCGGUUGGGAGGGCAUGCUAUGUCUACUUUGUAGGAAGGACAGGCUGUGCGGGGUCUGCAGUUAGGAGGGCGGGCUAUGUCUAGUUUGUAGUAAGGGCAGGCUGUGCUGGGUCUUCAGUUGGGAGUGCAUGCUAUGUCUAGUGUGUAGGAAGGUCAGGCUAAGCCAGGUCUUCAGUUGGAAGGGCAGGCUAUGUCUAGUUUGUAGGAAGGACAGACUGUGCGGGGUCUGCAGUUAGGAGGGCAGACUAUGUCUAGUUUGUAGGAAGGACAGGCUGUGCCGGGCAUUCAGGAGGGUUUGCACUCUGUCUAGUUUGUAGAAAUGUCAGGCUGUGCUGGGUUCUCAGGAGGUAGGGAAGGCUAUGUGUAGUGUCCAGGAAGGACAGGCUGUGCCAGGUCUUCAGGAGGGAGGGGAGGCUAUGUCUAGUUUGUAGGAAGGGCAGGCUGUGCCGGGUUCUCAGUUGGGAGGGCAGGCUAUGUCUAGUUUGUAAGAUUGACAUGCUGUGUUGGAUCUGCAGUUGGGAGGGCAGGCUAUGCCUAGUUUGUAGGAAGGACAGACUGCGCCCAGUCUUCAGUUGAGAGGGCAGGCUAUGUUCUCCCGCCUACAGAACCAGCUAUCCACUUUGUAAGUUUUGUUUUGUGGCAGCAGUCUGCAGACUGAUACCUGUCAAGGGAAAAUUAGAAAUAAGCAAAUUACUUGUAUAUUUGCUGAAGUUUUGGCUGGCACAAUCUAUUGAUGUUUUCUAUAUAUCUAUGACACAAUUUUACCUUGAUUUAACGUUAUUGCUAUUCUUUAAAGGAACACUUACCUGUUCUCCAUUGUGGGAAGAGUUUAUAUUUACUCACAGCAGCCCAGUCCACCUUUUCUGAUAUCACCAUGCUGAAUGAUCUCAUCCUAUCCAAUGCUUCAGGGAUUUUCACUAAAAUGAGAAUUGUUGGGGAUUUAAAGUGAAUUUCAAAUUGAAAUGCCUUAGACACUGUUAUUGGACAGCUGUUAUUACCUUAGAUUUGAAAUUUCCUUUCAAUUCCCAACAACUCUCAUUUUAGUGAAUAAUCCAUAUAGAGGAGCAUGUGGGCACCUACACUGCAAGCAUUGAAAUUGAACCUGCAGAUCCCUCCAGACCCCGCAAGUAGAAUUUACUGUACUAAACAGUGCCACACUCAUUGGCUGAGAGAGUCUGUUGCGCACUCUUGGCCUUUGAGAGUAGGUCGUGCAAUGGCUGCACUGGAAAAAACUGAAUGUGGCACAGCACCUGUGGGCACAAGUAAGUUAGGCAUUCCUGGCACCAUAACUACUACAGAAGGCUGUAGUGGUUAUGGUGGUUAAGUAUUCUUUCAAAUAUAGUUCCCUGUAAUAAGCCUGAUUUAAAGUCUCCAUCUCAGCACCAUAUCCACAAUGGACCAUUGUUAGGGUGCUACUGGGCCAUGGGCAUUGUCCACCUGUUCUAUGUCAAACCAUUUUCAGUUACCCCUUUCCAAACUCUCACUGUAUUGCAAAUAAAUACGCUGCACUAAAACAUUAGCAACACUAGUUUUGUCUAUAUAAUGAUUCUCAGAGUAUUUCUCCUUUCACAUAUGGACAAAAUUGAUAUCGCUAAGGCACAAGUGUAUGUAUUAGCAAUACAGCAAAGGCUUGGGAAACUUGGUUUUCAGAAUAUUAACUGACAGAUGUCACAAGCAUAUUAAUGUGAAUUGAUUGAUUAAGACUUCCAAUGUGUAUUUUUUUUCUGUUCUAUUCUGGAGGCCUUAUUUAUAUAUUUCUUUCUUUAUAUUUUUUUGUUUAGGAUGUGAGCACGUCCUGAAAAGAUUGAAUUGGAGACCCUGUGUCGUUUGCUAGAAUGUUUCUUAUGAAUGCACUUCCUCUCGUUGCUUUCAAAACAACAUGGGUACCUUUUGGACAGACCGCAACUUGUAGAUUACCCGUGUGUUUCUCAGAGUCAGAAGAAGAUAAUUCUGGGACUUCAAUAACUGCACAGGUUCAGAGCAUUAUUAACAACCUCCAAAGCGAUGAAUCUUCUCUUGAUGUGACCGGUGACUAUGAGUGUAUUAUGCAGAAGAAUAGGAAGGGGGAGAUUCACAUUGACAGAGGACUGACCAGCAAUACUUCUGUGUUUAAAGGACAUGCAAGAGAGAGUGCCACUCUUGUUGUCCCUGCUCAGUUCAAAGAUAACAAAGAAGAAAAUUCUGGAUGUGGACCACUCAUUCUUGAAUCCGAUAGCGAUGAUUCUGUUGACAGAGACAUUGAAGAAGCUAUUCAGGAGUACUUGAAAAAUAAAGGGACAGUCGAUGAUCCCUCUAACACAGAGAAUGCAAAAAAACCUGUUACUACUGAAAAAGAACGAGAUUUGCUAACAGUAAGCCAAAAAAAUGUCCCGUCUCACACAUGUCCUGAUAAAAUGGAAACUACAAAUGAGAUUUUUGAUGGUUUCAAGCAACAUGAUCGACCAAGAAGUGCUUCGCCUGAUAGUGUAAGCAGCGAUGAUUCUUUUGAACAAAGCAUCAAACAGGAAAUCGAGCAAUUCCUGCAGGACAAAAAGCAGCAGAACAUUGCAAAUGAGACUGGUGCUGGUAAUAAAUCUGUUCAGAAUACCACAAGCAUCAAACCAAAGUCAAAAUCGAGUAAGGUCUCUGACAAACCAUGUACCAAACAGGGAAGCAGGGAGCCAGCUGGUAACCCGAUUACCGAACGUGUUGGUACACAGCUGAAAUCCUUUAAAGUGAACACUGAUGGUUCAAAGAAUACAUGUAACCGAACUCAGCCUAAGGCCAAUGUAUCGAGGCACAACAAAAACCUGACAUUGCAGGCUAAGGAAUCUGUUCAAAGUAUAAACAAAGAACUAUCAGAUUCAAGCAGCGAUGAUGGCAUUGAAGAGGCAAUCCAACUCUACCAGCUUGAAAAGAGCAGGCAAGAAAAUAAUCUGAAAGUACCUUUAAUUGUCACUCCAGAAAGGGUAAAAACUAAACCCCAGUUGAAUUUAAACUGCAGUCCUGCUGCAGACAAGAUAAAUGUUCCUGAUGACUCUAGAAAGACAGAAAAUAGAAAAAGAAAAAUGCCAGUUGUUAAACCCACUGCAUCUCAAGAUAUCACCAGCUACCAGACAGUUAUUAGUAAAAAACCAUUCUCUGUCAGUGACGAGAGAAAUCCUAUAUGUGCAACUGGUAGCCAAGCAACAUGUCGGGCAGAAACAUCUGCCGAACUAAUGUGUGCAGAAGCAAUACUUGACAUUUCAAAAGCAAUUUUGCCUUCACAACCAGAAAGUAAUUUUACAGCAAAUUCAACCUCUCAACGGGAGUCCGACAGUGACAGUGCAGUGGACAGUGAUGACAGCAUCGAACAGGAAAUUAGAACAUUUUUGGCUCGUAAGGCUGAAGCGGAAGGUUCCAACACAUCUUCUGUGAAGCAUGAGUUGUCUGUGACACUAAGUAAGCCUGAACAUGAAACCCAGCCAUCUGUUUCCAAAACAAAGCUUUCUUUGACAAACAAAAGAAAAAUGCACGAGAACAAGUUCACACAAGAGCAAAUGAUAAACAUAUCAGAAAAGACAACUUCAACAUCAAACUUUCAUAGUCGGACAGAAUUAGGGAAAUUCUUACAUCCAUCAGAUACUGUAGAGAACAGCUGUAUGAGAACAGGGACUUAUGUGGUUGGAAGAGCUAAGCCGCCAUGCCCAUCAGAACCUGGCAUAGCUAGUGGACAUCAUAACUUGGAUUUUAAAAAUGUUGAAUCAUUUUCAGGAUUUCUGAGAAGUCCUGGGAAAAUAAACCCGGAAGAGAGGGAUAACUACAGUGGGGAUGAAAGCAGCUCGUUGGACAGUGAUGAAGAUCUUGACACUGCUAUAAAAGAUCUCUUGAAGUCAAAGAAGAAAUGCAAAAAAAGGAUGAAGGAAUCGAGGUCUCCAUGUAAAAAAAAAGUACGGUUUGGUGAGUCUCCAUGCAAGCUGGCUAACACACUUGACUCUGAUCAAAGAGAUGACUGCAGUGCAAAACUUUCGGUUAAUAAAAGCUGCUUUCUAAGUUCUAACUCUACAAAGGACCAUACCCUACGGAAGAUAAAGAGCAAUUUAAAAGUUAAAGAAGAUAAGAAAGAGAAAGUGGCUAACUCUGGGACCAAUUUACUAACAUCGACAGUUGUUGGCAACAAUAGUGAACAUAAACUUACUUGUGCCUCUGUCAAAACCGAGACAGAAGCUAAACAGUGUGCCUUGUCACAGGCUCAGGACAGUAGUUCUGUGGACAGCGAUGAUAGCAUUGAGCAGGAAAUAAGAAAAUUCCUUGCAGAAAGGGCCCGUGAGUCUGCAGAACUUAUAGCUGCACAAAAAGGGUCUUGUAUAUCCAAUCCAGGUUUAAAUGAAGUAAAGGGAACUCCAACUGUUAAACAAGAAGUUCCAUCUAGUGCAGUGACUGAGGCUUGUCUCGAACCAACUGCAAAUUACCCCAGCAUUGUGACAGCCAAUCCACAGCCUGCAGUGACACACAGAUUAUCUGACUGUAAACAAAGCAUAUCCCCUGUAGGACAACUGCGCCAUCGCCCUGCUGAUGUUGCUAUGGGAUCCAGCCCAAUGCCCAGGAAAGAUUGUUUAAGAGUCAAGCAAGAAUGUUGUGCAGCUCAGGAUAAUGUAAUCACACAGAGUGACGACCAUCUACAAACGCCUCCUGGCAGAGUGGUAAUCAAAACGGAAAUUAAUGGCUCCCAAGGGAAAUCUCACCUGCCAGUUUCAGGAAACUUUGUAGCCGGUCUUAAAUACAUUUCUGGAAAUGAUAAACAACUUGUUUUAAAUGUAGGGAAUACUGGCCCCACCAAACUGACAAGCAAUUUUUACAAACCAGGACAACAUAUUGCAAAGCAAACGAGCUGCCAGGCUAUGCCAAAAAAGGGUCUUUUGUUAGAAAAAGCUAAAGUUGUACAGGCCUCUGUUUCCCCUAAAUCUCCCUUAGUACGCCCCGGUUUGUAUUUGCUCACUACUCAGGUGUGCAAAGAAAACUCUGCUUUAUGCCUCCCCAUUAACACAUCGCAAUAUGAAACUGGUGUUAAUUUAAUGAGCUUGCAGUACUGUCAUGGCCAGGUGGCUACACAUUUAUCACCUGCCGCUGGCGAGCUGUGUGUUCAGCAACCCAAAAGUGGAGAAAUCAGGAAGCAGACCACACACAAGGCAGGUGAGAUUCCGACCUUAGAUCCCCAGGCUCCAGUGACCGAAAGCAGGCCUAGUCAUGCCAAUGAGGCAGCUUUAGAAGCAGGCUCUGGUAGACAUGUGGAGGAAGGCAAAGAAAGGCUUUCCAGUUUGUAAGUACCUUAUUUUGACACUUCACCUUUCUCGCUGUACAGUACUGGUGUAAAUACAUUGAAGGAUAAAGCAGGAAUUAACGAGGGAUUAGUGGUAACAAAAAUUAGGAUUUAAUAUGCUUUAAUUGCAUAGGUAAUUAUCAAAGCCCUUUUUUAUGAGGGUACACUUAAUGCAGUCUUUUAUUAUUUUUUCUUCUUCAAAACAAUUUAGUCAUUGUACUGUUUCUACUGUGUGGAAUCUGGACAUCCCCCUACAAUGUUUUAGAAGCAUUAUGUAGGUUUUAUUUACUGCUUUUUAAAAGCACACAUAAUUCACUAAUCUAGACGUUGCAUACCCAUGUGAUAUACACAAGGGUAUGCUUCAGGUUCUGAGCUUUAAGCAUCCAUUUUUGAGUAUAGUUUUUCACUAUAUGCACACGUACCAACAGACCGAGUUUGAUGUAUGUCCAUAUCGUACACAAUUCGAGUGCCUCACCAAGUUCUCAUGUCUUAUGGCUCACUAACUCCCUUUGCUUUAUGUUAAUACUCCCUAGUUUCCUUGAGCAACGCUACUGUAAUGGGUAGUUUGGGUCUUUAGUUACAAUAUUUACAGUCCGCUGAUACUAAUCACGUAUACAUUGUAGCAAGACGCAUGCUUCGAUAACAUGCCAAGCUGCCAUGGGUUCAAUAUUCACAAUAGAGGCAACAUUCCAAAAACGUACUUUAUAGAUGGGGUGGGGGGGAGCAUAAAAUAAUAUGCUAUGUACAUAUUAAUUUUGUUCUCCAAACCGAGCCCCAUUGCACUUGAAGGAUAUAUUUUGCACUGGUUUUAUCUUUUUAAAAUGUUGCAUUACACGUUUUGUUUGUGUUUAUAUGGAAUACGUUAAUCUAAGACUCUGUGGAGCUGAGGUUCAGAGAGCUGCAUCUUAUGAGUUCAAUAUUUCAAGCUAUUUGGCUAGGUUUUCCACCUGCUGAUAAAUCCAGCGUGUGUGCGUAUGGAUGUACACUCACCUGGAAUGAUGUCCCUUGAUAAAGCCAGAUGUGUUGCUCUGCAAGGAUUGGGGCGGUUGGGGGAGGGUAAUCCUUGCAUCCUUCCAUCCUUCAAAUGUUGAGGAAAUUGAAAAUGAGAAUCAUCAUACCUUGCUGGUAAAUGUCCUUUUACUCAUCAAAGACAAGUGAACUAAAGAUUUCCCUGUCCUGUAAAUGCAUAUAAAUAUAUACAAAUUCUACUGCUAACACCUGUGUUGUAAGAGUUUAUUUUAUCUAAAUAUAUAUAUAUAUGUAUGACUCUAUGUUGGCUCCUGUACAGGAAACAAUGUUAUUGGGAAUAUAUAGGGAACUUUAUCAAAACCUUGAAUGCAAACCCUGUUACCGUCACAUACAUAUAGUACAAUACAUCUAAAACAGGUGUUUCCAAAAGGUAGAUCCCCAGAUGUUUUAAAACUACAGCUUCCAUGAAUCCCUGUCAUUCUAAAGGCACGCAAAGCAUUGUGGGAGUUGUAGUUCUACAAUAUCCGGGGAACUACCUUUUGGGCACCCCUGAUUUAAAACAUGAAAUACAUCAAAAACGUAGCUGUCAGCUGUAUGCUGCAUUGCAAUUCUAUUUCUGCAUAUUACAUCUUGGCUGCUUUCUAAUCUAAUAACAAUAUAUCAAUCUUUUCUAAUCGUACAUAAUCUGUGGAAAUCACACUUAAAAUAUUAAUAGGCAGCGAUGUCUUAAUAUAAAUGGCCUUCACUUGAAAUUGCUCAACAAGACACAUUCAGAUAUGUAAAAUCAUGAGAUUAUCUUAUUUUAGCUCUGUCCUUUAGAAAACAGUGACUAUUGAGUAAUACAAGAAAUGACGUAAAACAUUGUCUCUGUUCUAUUUCUAAUUUCAAAUAAAAUAAGGAAGAAACUGGCCCGUACUGACACCUAAAGCUUGUUCAGCUGCAGCAUAACGCAGUCAAGAGUAAGCACUGGGCUCUUGUAGACCGCUCAUCCUAUUAUUGCUGCCUCAGGUUGGAUAGAUUAUGGAGAAGUGAAUCUGGGGAUUGGGCUACGGGUACUGGAGAGUGCUCAUUGUUUCUUGUUCCCUUUACACCUCUCCAAAACAACGGCAGUGCCAGUGUGACCUGGAAGGGCUUAUUGGUGCCUGGGAGAGCAACAGGCAUUGGCGAGCCCCCUGGAGUGCACCAGCUGCACCACCGCUAGUUGGGGUGUGUGCUCCAAAACAAUGACGAAAAACAGAGGGAAAGCACCCAAAUAUUUAUUGCAUUACUAACCAUUACAAUAAAUCGUAGUGGUCAUGGAACUUGUAAUUCCAUUUUAAAUCAGAAACUAUUCUGUCUUGCUCACACAUGCUCGGUGAAUCUUCCAGUUUUAUAGAUCACAUUGGACCUGUGUUGGGAUCAACUACUGGUCCAUAGGUCACACAAAUCUUUACUCCAACUCCCUUGAUCACUGGUUUGGGACAUCCCAGAUCAACAGCAUAUUGUUAAAACAGUCCAAAACCUGCCCCUUGCAUCAUCCAAAUUCAUUCUCAUUUGUCCCAUGCUCGUUGUACAACAUUGUUUUAUCUAUUUUUAUCCAUUUUCAAGUUUCAUGGAAAGAUCAUAUUUGCCUUCUAGGAUCUGAAUGUGUAAAUAAAAAUCAACCCUUUUUCCUUUCCUGCUAAAUUGUAAAUUCUUUGAAAACCUUCUAAUCCUUAAGGUGCCAGAGAGGGUUAAGUGAAGGACUGUAAUUUAUUGUGUAAAUAUUUACUGACUAUGCUGUGCAUUGCCAGUUAUAACUUUUUUUUCAGAUGUUUGUUAUUAAAGAGAUUUAAAAAAAAUGAUUUGUUUGCCAGUUGUACGCCUAAUAAACCAUUGAGAUUGUUCUGUAUUUGCUCCAUUCUUAAUAAGAGAGAAAAAAAAAUACUGCACAUGCAUUGGAAAUAUGAAAUCAAUUUUUAUAUAUUUAAAAGAAAACUCAGGACACAUGAUCAGGUGUGUAGUGCAUAAAACACACACUAACAAAAACAAACUUUGAACCUUGGAACCACCCUCUAAUCUUCCCUCAUUACAGUGAUACUAUAAGAACCAAAACAGUUAGCUUAAUGAAACAGUUACAGUGUAUAGAUAAUGCUCUGGUUUGAUCACUGCUCAAUUCACUGACUUUUAUGAGUUGUCAUUUUGUUUAUGCAGCCCUAAUCACACCUCUUUGCAUGUGACUUGUAUAGCAUUCCUAAAUAAUUCCUGUAAAGAUAGAUCUAAUGUUCUGACUUCCUUUAUUUGCACAUUCUGUUUAAAUUAGAAUUUCUUAUCUCCUCCUCAGUUAAUAGUCUUCUAGAUCCUGCAGGAGCCUCCUGUGUCAGAGCAGAAAUUUAGAGAGAGAGAGAGAAGAAAAAUUCUAAAGUCAAAAGACACUAUAGCCACCAAAACAUUAGCUUAAUGAAGCAGUUAGAUCAUUUAGCUAACUGAAGUUGUCUGGGUGCAAUGUCCCUUUUGCACUUAGUGCAAUAUUUACAUUGCAGUUCUGUCUGCUCCAAGUGACUGUCUCCCAGACAGUUUUGUGUAGUGCUUGUUUCUUAGUGCAGUAAUUCCUAACCCAAUCCUCACAGUACACCAAUGAUCUGGAUUUUGUCAGUAUCCCAAUAGAAACAAAAUUGGAAUAUGCCAAAGUCCUGGAGUCUUGAUGUUCCUUGAGGACUGGCUUUGGAAGCCCUGGCCUACUUAUUUCCAUCUCCCAGUAUAGUGCCCCUUACCAUAGGCUUUGAAAUGCAUGUUCAUUGACCCGGUGCAGAGUUUAAUAUUAAAGGGACAGAAUUGUAGGGGUUAUUGUGCUACCCACGUUUGUAAAUGGUUUGACUGGUUCCCUCCAGGAGCCUGUUCUACGCCUGAUCUCCUACACGCAGAUAAAACAGGAGUUCAGAUUCUGAUUUAGCUAGAUUGUUUGUGUAGGUUCCAGGUCAUUCACUAGCUGAGAGUGGCUUAUGACAUUUCUAGAGAAGCAGUCACCAGAAACUUUGAGCUAAUAUGACCGACUUCUGCUUUAGCUGUGUGGAGGAGUGCGGAAGCCUUUGGGUACCCAGCUAACUUAUCAACUCAUUUACAAAUAGUUUAACCCUUUAUAGGUAGAUGGUGCUAGGAGACUCCUGGUAUCAUAACUACGUCAGUGGGUUGCAGUGGUUAUGGUGCUUAGAAUGUACUUUUAUGGCUGCUGAACAGACCCACUUCAACUAGUUUUUAGUACAUCUAACUAUUAUAGUAAUUGUGUGUAGAUAAAUAUUGCAGUGUGUAACUAGUUAGAUCAGUAAGAUUUUCAUCAUGAAAGGUACCCCUUUACAUUGGAUUUUCUUUUGAUAAUUAAAUGAACUAAGUAAGACUUUGUGGUUAUCUACAGUACCAAAAUCCUGAAAGAUAUGUCUCCAGUGCUUUUAAUGUGCAAAAAAAAAAAAUCAACAUGGGUUCUUUCAAGUAGCCAACUAGCCCCAUUGGACCACAGGAAAACUUUGCACACAAUGCACCAUGGUAUGUAAGGGUCCGCUAGUGAGACUGUCAUUUAAUGAAGAACAGUGGCAUAAGCAUUGGACACAUUUGUCCCUUCAUCAGUCAACAAUGCCCUUGCAUAUUGCACAUAGAUAAAUGGAUGGUGUGCAGAAACAUUAGUAGCCCUGUUUGCUCCUGCAUACCUUGUUGCAGUGAGGUCACUGCGUUUCAGUCCUCCUAUGUGCUAGCUAGUAAGAGCAGCCUUCAUUUGGCCACAUUAUUUGCACCUCCAGCUGACCACUAGAAAUGCUCCAAAGACCACUACUGCUCUACAAACCACACUUUGGGAAGCACAUGUCUGCUCACAGAUACAAGGCUUACUAUUCCGGAUUUGCAGAGAUCGUAAAGAGGUGUGUCAUCUAUGUGCAUUUCUCUACAGCCCAUCUGAAUUAUAUCCAGCAAAGGACCGCAAGACACCACUUGGAAGAAUAUGGAAAGAAGGGGAGGAAAAAAGUGUGCUACAUUUCUUCUACAUUAUGUAUAUAAUAUUUUAGUGAUUUUUUUGUUGUAUCAAAAUGUUUUAUGCUUUAGAUGUCCUGUUAAAAAUACCUAUAUAUAAAUGUAUGCUUGUUCCACAUUUCGUUAUUUACGUAAGACAUAAUGUAAUCAAAACAUUGGUCCAUUACAGGAGGCUUAAUUCAAUAGAGUAUGCAGACACGUAAAGGGCCAGUCUAGGCACCAUAACCACUUUAGUCAGUUGUGGUUAUUGUGCCAUGAGUGCCCUGGCACCGUCGCAUAGUAAGUAGUCAAACUGUUUUUUUUAUUGGUUUGACACUUACCUUGGUCGCCCCGUCUGACCUCCUUUUCUGAUAUAUCAGAAUCAUGUUUUUUCUGUAAUAAAUUACAUUCAUUUCAACACUAAGGGCAAAACUUAUUGACUGAAGGCAUCAGCUGACACUCUCAGCCAAUGAAUUCUGUUAAAACACCAUACAGAAUUUAUGUCAAUAAUGUAUAUAGAAAAUAUAUAUACUUAAAAAAAUGAAUCUACACGAAAGUUCUAAAUGUGGAGCAAUGAGCUAUAUGACCCCUAUGGCCGGGCUUCAGAUUUGUAGUCCUUAUGCUGCUAGCCAGGGUUUAAAUGUUAAUCACCACUGCGAGCUAUAGUUUACCCUUCAGGGGUGAAUUUCUACUUGCCAGAGCUAAAUUUUUAUUCGCCAGUAGGAAAUUUGGAGUCCCCAUGGCAAUAGUUUCACUAUUAGAAUCUUUUCAUCCUCUUACAGACAUAUUGUUCGUGCAGGGUUCCAAAAGCAACCUUGCGCUCCUUACUCCAUUCUUCAGGGACGAGACCUUGCAGUACAUACAUAGUGCAAAGCUCUUAAGGAAGGAAACGUCUCUGGUUUGUUUUUUAAGGAUUGUCACUAAACCAGAUUUUGUGUGUUUCUGCAAACAUUUUUGUGACUUUUUUUUUUUUUAUAUUGACUUGCUGUUUUCUUGUAUUUACAGCUUUAGUACAAGAAUUGAUCCUGGCAUGACUAUAGAUCCUUACAUAAUGCUGUCUGCAGAGCAGAUUUGUAACCAAUUUGGUUUGCGUAGACAUUGUCGCAGAAACACAGAAAAGGUAUAUAACAAGCUUUAG
Pelobates cultripes (western spadefoot toad) is the source of this 12509-nucleotide messenger RNA. Lineage: Eukaryota; Metazoa; Chordata; Amphibia; Anura; Pelobatidae. The record is from the annotation of a GenBank genome assembly.